Molecule: messenger RNA, 1284 nt
Organism: Solanum dulcamara
Lineage: Eukaryota; Viridiplantae; Streptophyta; Magnoliopsida; Solanales; Solanaceae
Product: putative F-box/kelch-repeat protein At1g20790
Exons: 2
Coding region: 1-1284 (427 amino acids)
Molecular function (GO): protein binding
Source: RefSeq, a predicted model, not a curated record
AUGACAAGAGAGCAGAAGAAAUAUAUUAUGGAAUUUCGGGAUGAUAUCCUUUGGGAGAUCAUCUCCCGCUUGCCCUUAAAGUUUGUUGUUCAAUGUAAACUUCUAUCAAAAAAUAUUAAUAGUAUGAUUUCUCAUCCUGAAUUUGCCCAAAAUUUGUACCAACGUCAUAAAGACAUUUCUACACAACUCAUCUAUUCAAUAAAUGAUUGGAGAUUAUUCAGACAAUUCCACAAAAUCUCCUUAAACCCAAUCACUCAAUAUGUGACGACUUUAUGCUAUGACAUUGAUAUUUUGGCCUCAUGUAAUGGUCUGAAUCUCUUUGACAUUGAGAUUUUGGCCUCAUGUAAUGGUCUGAUUCUCUUUGACUUUGAGAAAAUUAGGCGUUACUGUGUUUUCAAUCCCACAACUGGAGAGCACCAAUUGAUACCAUACCCAAUGUCUUCUUUUGCACAUGAUUUAGAAAGAACAGGCCUAGCUGUUGAUUACCCAAAUUCAGAUCAAUACAAAUUGGUAACCAUCAGUAGCCUAAUUAAAAAUUCCAACUUGUUCUACAAAUUUCACAUACUUUCAUCAGAGCGAUCUGGCUUGUGGCAUGAAAUCCAACUGAGAACCAAUACUUUCACAUCGUUACCGUCCAGUAGUCCACCUGUUUAUUGGCGUGAUUCUCUUUAUUGGCUCAGAAGUGACGGUAGUGUUAUAGCUUUUGAUACAAACAGAGAAGAGGCUAUACUAAUUGACCGUCCUGAGUUUCUUGAUCAUUUUGAUCUCAGCUAUGGUAAAAUUUCGACUGGUGAAGAUAUAUGGCUAGGGAGGGCGCAAGGUUUACUUACCCUUGUAUGCAUUUUCAGAAAGUUUGUAGUCAUUGCUACUUACGACAGUGCAAGCAGCCGUUGGAGGGUUUCCCAAACUUUUGACAACUUCGUUUUAAGUCCGGAAGGCACUAUUAUUGGAUUUCCAGUCUGGAUAGACAGCAAACAAGUGUCUUUUCUGGUAGAACGUCUCUCGACACAGUAUCAUGAUCUAUACGAGUAUGAUACUGAGAUCAAUAAGUACAAAAAUGCUGCAGUUUUGGACACAGUUAAUUAUCCCAUGUUUUGCGUCCAUCAAACGUUAGCUUGUGUCCAUAAGACGCCCUCCAAUAAUGUAACGACUGCUGAUCAGACAUAUAUAGCUGCAAAGUUGGAUCUCAUCAGAAGAUUUAUUAUGGAAGGUAUUUCCAUCCAAGAAGAAAGUUCAUCAGGUCAAUCAUCAGCAGCAGCAGAUGUAGGAGGAGAAGAAAAAUAA